UCCCCAUCCCCAGGUGUCCCAGUCCACGUCGUCUCUGGUGGACACCACCAUCUCCAGCACCUCCCGGCCCCGCAUGAAGAAGAAGCUGAAGAUGCUCAACAUCGCCAAAAAGCUGCUGCGCAUCCGGAAGGAGCAGCCGACGCUGCAGCUGAAGGAGCCGCCGCCGGCGGUGCUGGAGGCCGACCUGACCGAGUUCGACGUGGCCAAUUCCCACCUGCCCUCAGAGGUCCUCUACAUGCUCAAGAACGUCCGGGUGCUGGGGCACUUUGAGAAGCCGCUGUUCCUGGAGCUGUGCAAGCACAUGGUGUUCCAGCAGUGCCAGCAGGGCGAGUACGUGUUCCGGCCCGGCCAGCCCGACACCAGCAUCUACGUCCUGCAGGACGGCAAACUGGAGCUGCUGCUCACCGAGCCGGACGGGAAGGAGACGGUGAUGAAGGAGGUGUUCCCUGGGGACAGUGUCCACAGCCUGCUCAGCAUCCUCGAUGUCAUCACGGGCCACCAGCGGCCGUACCGCACGGUGAGCGCCCGCGCCGCCGAGGACUCCACCAUCCUGCGCCUGCCGGUCGAGGCCUUCUCUGCCAUCUUCGAGAAGUACCCCGAGAGCUUGGUGCGGGUGGUGCAGAUCAUCAUGGUGCGGCUGCAGCGCGUCACCUUCCUGGCCCUGCACAACUACCUGGGCUUGACCAACGAGCUCUUCAGCCAUGUGAGUCCUGCGGGGGGGAAAGGAGGAAAUCAGG
This is a messenger RNA of Neopelma chrysocephalum (saffron-crested tyrant-manakin), 737 nucleotides long. Its product is annotated as neuropathy target esterase-like. Gene Ontology annotation, cellular component: cytosol. The annotation marks the transcript as partial. Gene Ontology annotation, molecular function: DNA-binding transcription factor activity. The record is from RefSeq and is a predicted model, not a curated record. The transcript is spliced from 6 exons. NCBI's taxonomy places the organism in Eukaryota, Metazoa, Chordata, Aves, Passeriformes, Pipridae.